Messenger RNA from Schistosoma bovis, 4217 nucleotides. Lineage: Eukaryota; Metazoa; Platyhelminthes; Trematoda; Strigeidida; Schistosomatidae. The record is from the annotation of a GenBank genome assembly.
CGAAGGUAAUCCAAAAACUGAGAUCAAAACGUCGACGUCUGGAGUUUCGUUUCUCUCACAGAGUAGUGAAUUACUGGCAUUCUCAACCAGAACACGUAAUAUCAGCACCUUCUGUUGAUAUAUUCAAAACGAGAUUGGGCCUCUACAGUUUUACAAACUGCAAGAAUUAAUAUAGGUGGAUAGACCUCCUUUUCUUAUUACAGCUUCCAAUCGAUUGGUGACAGUCCAAGUGUUUGACACUAGGUAUUAACUCGGUGAAUUUCUAGCGAUACCAUUUUGUGUCUAUUAACCAACGUCGGAUUAGUGGGACACAUUUUUCGGAGGACGCGUUGACAUAUUCAGUUUGUCUACGUGAUGGGUUUGUCGAAGCUUAGUAUUUCAGAUGUUGACCUUAAAGGGAAACGUGUUCUUAUUCGAGUUGAUUUCAACGUCCCUAUGAAAGAUGGGAAAGUUACUAACACUCAAAGAAUAGCAGCUGCCAUACCAACUAUUAAAUAUGCUUUGGAUAAGGGGGCUAAGAGUGUCGUCCUAAUGUCCCAUUUAGGUCGGCCAGAUGGGAACAAAAUCGAUAAGUAUUCUCUAAAGCCUGUGUGCCCUGAAGUGUCAAAGUUGUUAGGCAAAGAAGUUACCUUCCUCAGUGAUUGUGUUGGACCUGACGUAGUUAAUGCGUGUGCUAACCCUGCUCCUGGAAGUGUUUUUUUGUUAGAAAAUCUACGCUUUCACGUUGAAGAGGAAGGAAAAGGUGUCUCACCGACCGGCGAAAAAACAAAAGCCACUGCUGAUCAAAUCAAGGCUUUCAGUGAAAGUCUGACAAAACUUGGUGAUGUUUACGUCAACGAUGCCUUUGGGACGGCACAUAGAGCUCAUGCUUCUAUGGUUGGCUGCCAACUGCCACAAAAAGCCUGUGGAUUUCUCAUGAAUAAAGAACUGACAUAUUUCGCCAAAGCUUUGGAAAAUCCAGAACGUCCUUUCCUAGCUAUUUUGGGAGGUGCCAAGGUUAGCGACAAGAUCCAGUUGAUCAAUAAUAUGCUUGACAAAGUUAAUGAAUUGAUCAUCGGUGGUGGGAUGGCAUAUACAUUUCUUAAGCAAAUACACAACAUACAUAUAGGAAAUAGUUUAUUUGAUGCACCGGGUGCAGAAAUCGUUCACAAAGUAAUGGAAACUGCAAAGGCUAAAAAUGUUGCAAUUCACUUACCUGUUGACUUUGUAACUGCUGAUAAAUUUGCUGACGAUGCGAACACUGAAGUAAGAACUAUACAAUCUGGAAUUGCCGAUGGUUGGAUGGUGAGUUAAACUUUUAUUCAUAACAGAAGUGAAUAACAAAUGUGUUUGUCAGUAAUUUUUUAUUAUUUUGUCUAUCAACUUUAAACAUAGACAUCUAGCCUUCCAAUUCAAUCAGAAGAAAAUUUACUUAAUAGUAAGGUAACUUUUCUUUACAAUAGCCUCCAAGUACUCUGGACGGUCGAGGAUGGGAAGAGUCCGCUAUCCUUCUCAUGGUCACCCGUAUAUAGCCGCUUCCAAGGAAGUGCUAACUGCAUUUUAACGGCGAGGUUUUUGUUUACGGAAUUGAAUGAACAGGGAGCAAAUGUUCGGCGCUUUUGUCGAGUUGGUGGAUACUGAAAAUCCACCUAGGGGAGUAGCUAGGAAACCAUGAUUACAAACUCAUGGGACAUAUUAUCUCCAGUAUACUGAGGGAAUAAAUGACGUAUAAACCUAUUGUUAGUCACGCGUUACCGCGGGACAACAUCUCCUAACGUUGCUCCACUGCCUUGUGGAUUAGACAUCUAUGUCGAGCUCGUAAAGUGGCCUCCUAGGAAAACCGAAUCCGGACAGAAUUCCAGCCCACACAAAUUGAAUGAUAACUACUUUAUGUGGCGCACAUAGAUUUUGGCACCCCUUUGUAGCAAUCCUUGUGUUUAAAUAAAUAAAAUAAGCAUCAUUUGGAGAAAUAUUGUGAAUGAAAAAGCGCUAAACAAGUAUAUCUUUAGUUUUGGAAAGAAGUAUGGAUAACUAAUGGCACUAAGGGUUCGCAAAGGAAACUCCGAGCUAUUCAAUCCGGUAAUUACUAUAUUCACUCUUUUACAUCAAGACAUUUUUAAGUAUAUAAAGAUGAUCCUUCCUUUUUCAUGUGUUCGAGUGCAUUGUAUGCAUAAAAACUCAGUUUACAAAAAUAAAGUUGUCGGUAAAGGAAUCCUCAUUAGUGAAAUCUGUUACAAUAGAUUAAAUGUUUUCACUAGGUGCAUGGUAUUUGUUUUGUUGUACGGCGUGCUUUACCCCAUAAAAAUCAAGUAAAUCACUAAAUCAAGAUUCAUAUGUUUACGUUAAGAAUACGCUUCCUAUAUUAUCUAAUGUUGAACACCUUUGGAUAACAUCUAACCGCGCUAGUUCCCUUGCACUGGAUUUUUAUUAAUUUCAUAAGGGAUUAGAUAUUGGUCCGAAAACAAUUGAAGAAUUCAGUAAGGUGAUUAGUCGUGCCAAGACUAUUGUUUGGAACGGGCCGAUGGGCGUUUUCGAAAUGGACAAGUUUGCAAGAGGAACGAAAGCAGCAAUGGAUGAAGUGGUCAAAGCUACUAAGAAUGGUGCUACAACUAUUAUUGGUGGUGGUGACACCGCAACAUGCUGCGCCAAAUGGGACACAGAAGAUAAAGUUAGUCAUGUCAGUACUGGUGGUGGUGCUAGUCUUGAACUUCUCGAAGGUAGGAAUGGCUUCAGUCCAAUUACUUGCAUUUAAUUUCUGUAUGACGGUAUGAUCGGCACGUUUAUGUUAUAUUUGACAUUGAUUUCUCUAAUCUGGAGUCCAAUCUACCAGUUAGUACUUUUCCUGCUUAGGAGAUAGACUGCCUUAAAAAUAAAUUUGGUUGUAUUAUAUAUACUGCAGCUAUGGAGUACAAGUUAUACUUAAAUUGUUUUAAUUCAAAAAUUUAUGUAUUCAAGUAAUGCAGUUUCACAGAGAAGAAUGUUUAAGCGGAACGUUUUCAUUAACUUAAGAUACAGACUUCACAACCAUGAAUCCUUAAAUAUUAUGUUAUCGUUGUGAGAGGUGGUUUAGUGCUUAAAGAUUUUGAUUUUCAACCAGUAGUUCCUAUGUUUAAGCCCCAUUCUGUUUUGGCAUUCGGGUAAUGUCACGUGCCUUAACACCAGGAGUAUUAUUAUUGUUGUGAAUACAGUAGCCGGUAUAAGUCAGGCUUAUAAGCAGUCAGUUUCGCGCACUGAAAAUAAUGGCUUUGACGUUGAUUCUGGCGUUUUAUGUCAUUGGUACAGUUGACAAGUCCUGUAUUAAUGUCUCGAAAAACUUAUAAUAAGUUGAUAUCAGCAAUCUUGAAUCCUGGGGGAUUUAGCACACAAUGUGUUGCAUGGUUAUUAUAAUCAUAGCAGUAAUGACCACAGUAAUAUAUUAAUAGAUUUAAUACUGCAUAUACUGAAUAUAAUUUUAUUGGAAACAAAUAUUCAUUUUUUUUACCAUUCACUUAGUUAGAUGUGUUUGUUUUCAUCAAAGCAACUGUAAUUUCCCACCACAUAACUGACUUCAAAAAGUCGUAAAUCAAGAUGCAUUAGAUAUCCGUUUUGUCGCAGUAUGGGGCUCCUUAGCAGUGCAUAUCUUCGAUUCCACCGGGGGCUGAACUCACGGUAUACGUUAAAUGUUUUGUCUUCUUUAUUAUAAAUAUGUUCUUGUUUUUCUGUUUCAGGUAAACAAUUACCCGGAGUUGUUGCACUUACGGAUGCUCACUAAUGUGUUUGGUCAUAAUAUCCCUUAACUUCAUAAUUAAUUAUAAUUAGUGUUCUUACCUUCGAAUUUUCACACUUGUUCUCAGUUCUAUGAUUACUUGGUAUUGUUAUACAUGUGUUCUUGAUUUGAUGGAUAUUUCUUCUGUUUCAUUUCUGUACGUGUAGAUGUAUUUCUUCCAUAUGCGCAUUUGCUACCAAUAGAAAUUUCCGGUAACUGUUUUUUUCCACAUAUGUGCGUAGCCAUUGCCCAUUAUUUCUGAAUAUGUCAGAAUAAUUAUUCACAUCUUCAAGUGGUAUAUUCAAAAGGUGUUGUUGGCAUUUGAUUGUAACAUCAUUCAUGAACGAAACUUUUGUCAUAUGUUUAGUAUCAAUAAUGCUAUUACGUUAUCUGUCAGAUUCAUCGCAAUUAUCAAAUCUCCGAUUAAAUGUUUGUAAAAAUACAGGAAAAGGCAAAGUAGAUCUUCCAAAAUGUCCAAGACAUUGAUUUCCUC